Messenger RNA from Homalodisca vitripennis (glassy-winged sharpshooter), 5446 nucleotides. Its product is annotated as ankyrin-3-like. The transcript is spliced from 3 exons. The record is from RefSeq and is a predicted model, not a curated record. The coding region runs from base 858 to 2246 and encodes 462 amino acids. Gene Ontology annotation, molecular function: protein binding. NCBI's taxonomy places the organism in Eukaryota, Metazoa, Arthropoda, Insecta, Hemiptera, Cicadellidae.
CCCAUCACUAUUACAGUAUAACAGAAACAAGCAGUUUGUUGUUGUGAUUGUUAACCUCAAAUGUUGACCUGAUAAAAAAGUCAAUUACAGUUUGUAAUUAAUAAUGUAUCUUUGGAUUGCUUCAUUCGCCAUUGCAAUACAUAAUUAGACCGAAUAUACGGAUUUCGUUAGUGCUUAGUUUUCUAAUACGUAUCCGAUGUUGAUUGACUAGUAUGUCUAACCUUACACUUGCAAGAAGUUUGUGAUUUAUGGUUUUGUGUUAAGAAUUUAUACAUUUUUCUCAUAUCUUAAGCGACAAAUGGUUAUGGAUGGUGAAUCUGACGACACUGAUGUUGAGUAUGGAGAAAUCAGUGAACCUGAUGAAGAUCCAUAUAUUUAUUACACUGCUCCUCAAUGGUCUAUAACAAAAACAGGCAUGAGGUCAAUCGAAUUCACGAGAACUGACACAUUAUAGUGUCCGUACCAGAUUAGUGCGUUAGGUGUGGAAGAGAAAUCUUUAAAGGAUGUACUUCAACUGGAUUUUCAAGAUAGACUCUCCUUGUUUUGGAUUAAUGGCACUAAAUUUUCCUGUGGACACAAAAUAGCACAAGAAACAUAUCUUAUCAAUUGUGUAUCUUGCCUUAAUAGUUUACAUAAAUGAAUAAGUUGUUAUAUACAUUUCAAAAGUAGAUGUUGCAAUUGGAACUCAAAAGUACUUGUUUAUUGUUUAAUUAAUAAAAACUGAAAUCAGUAACACUUCAGUUAUAUCAAAUGUUUGUUAAAUUCUUGACAUGGUUUAUACAUACUAUUAAUUUGAUAUGUAAUAUGAAUCUGCAAGUGAUGUAAUACCACUAUAUGAAACCAUUAGAAAGUCAGCCAUGAAAAGCGUUGUGGAACUUUUGAAGAGAAGUGUUGUAAAUCCUGACUCUACAGAUCAGGAGCUCAACACAUCGUUGCAUUUAGCUGUGAUGAUAGGUGAUACUAUAAUAGUGAAAAAUGUGUUGGGUUUGGGAGCCUCAGUCAAUUUUGUAAACAUUGACAGAGAAACACCCUUGCAUAAGGCUGCAAUGGGAACAAACUCGGAAAUAGUGAACAUUCUUUUAGAAAGAGGUGCAUCCACGGACAUUCAAAACAAGAAAGGAUAUUCCCCGUUUCAUAUAGCUGUAUCAAAGGGAUACAAACAAAUCUUAGACCUGAUGUUGGACGCAGGACCGAGGAUCAACUUAAGAACCAAUACAGGAGAAACGGCGCUUCAUAUUGCAGCGUCCCACCACAAUUGUAUAUUGGCGGAAAUGCUUCUGGAUAGAGGAGCCCUUGUCAACGCUCGGACCAAGAAUGGUUCCACUGCACUUCAUAUGGCAGUAAUUCUGUUGGAUUUAACCAUGACUGAACUAUUGUUGGAAAGAGGUGCAAAUGUCAACAUACCAAACUCUGAGGGACAGACUGCCCUACAUUUUGCAUCAGAACAAUGGAAUUGCAGACUUUUUAAACUGCUCUUAAAUGGAAGCGAUAGAGUGCUCAUCAACACUCAGAACAGAAAGGGGGACACUGCUUUGCACAUCGCAACCCGCAAUGCAGACUCCAUGAUCGUGGAUCUGUUGCUAGCCAGGGGAGCAAUGAUAAAUGUGAAGGACAAUGCAGGUAUGACUGCCAUUGAUUGUGCCGUGGCAAAUGGCCACACCUUUUUAGUCCAGAAACUUAUUAACAGUGGGGCGACAGUGCAUGUGGACAGUGUUAUUGUGGAUAAGAGUGAAGAUAUAUUUACAAAAAGCACAAGAAACAUCGUCAUUGAACAUAUGGUCAGGAUGGAAACAGCUCUUGAGUUUGAAAAGGUGAAUAAUUUUGAAUCCCGAUUUAAAAACUUAAAACAAGACCUUAGAAAGGCUUGUAAAGAAGAAUUACAGAUGAUUAAGAAAACAAACAUCUUAAACAACUUUGAACUCUCUGAUUUUUUUGAUAAUCCAGCUGUUUCAUACAAUUCUCCUCCUUACAAACAUUUCAGUGACUUGUUUAACUCAGUAGAAGUUUUAAAUAAGUUCCCGAACUUCGCUUUGCUUUUUAAGAUCGCACUGAUAAAUAUCAAACGAAGAUUUUCAUAUUUGAUUAGGGCACGGUAUUUUUUUCUUGUUCUGUGUAAAUUUAAAAAGUUUAAUUUUACUCUUCCCACAAUUUGUAUAAGAAAAAUUCUUAUUUGUCUUAGUGAUACAGAAUUAGAAAAUUUGAUUGUAUGCUCAGAGAAUAUCAUCAGAGAUAGCUUAAUAUUGUAGCAUUAUUAAAAAAAUGUUUUGUUAGGUUGCAGAAUUUUAUGUUUUUGUUUAUAAAUAAAUUAGGGUAAUAUUGACAAACUCGAUUGUAGUAUUAUUGGCUUUAAAUAUUUCAACAUUGAUAUCAGUAUAAAACAAUACCAGAAUAGAAUUCAGUAACCUAUAUAAACUAAAUUAAAUGACACCACUUAACUGGUGAAAAGUUUCUCGUACUCUUUGUGAAAUAUUACAUAACACUCCUAGACAGUGUUAAGAAAUUUCUACUAAAGUUAAUUAAAUUAAUCUUUUACUAAAUUAGUAAAUUAAAUUUUACCAAAUGCUGCCAUUCUAAAAAUGUCUUCUGUUUUUAUUUGUGAAGUCCUAACUUAUUCAAUUUAUGUAUCACUCAGGGUGUUUUUCCUGACUUAUUGAAGGUUAUUAAGGUAAUAUACCCAUACACAAAAGAGGAGCAAAAGAUUUAUGUGGCAAUUAUAGGCCUAUAUCUAUUGUGCCCACAGUGUCAAAAGUCUUGGAGCGACUUACAUGGUCAGCUUGUGCACUUUUUGGAAAACAAUAACUUAUUGUCAAAAAGUUAGUUUGGCUUUAGACCUAAGAAGAGCAGUGUUGGAGCUGUUCAACAAGUAAUAAUCAACUCCUAUGAAGGUAUUGAGAACCAUAAUAGUGUAGUUCUGAGAUCCUAUGAUAUGUCCAGGACAUUUUACACUGUGGACCACAGCAUCUUAGUAAAUAAGUUACCUUAUUACUUUUUCAGUAAUUCUGUUAUAAGCCUGUUAAAAUCAUAUUUAGAAAAUAGACGUCAAACCAUGUUCCUAAACGGCAACUUUUAUAGCACUCUGUAUGUACGCCAUGGAGUUCCACAAGGUUCCAUUUUGGGGCCAAUGCUUUUUGUCCUGUAUAUCAACGACCUUUGCAGAUGACUUGGGGAUGUGUAUACAAGAUAAGUGUGUAGAUAAUACCAAUGCCAUUUUAACAGACAGUUCUGAGACCAUUCUCGAUUGGUGCAGUGCCAACAAACUUAAUCUAAAAUCUCAAAAAACACAAGAUCAUUUUAAAUUAGGCCUAGUUCUAUUAAACAAAAUAUUCACCAUUUUGACAAUGUCUUACAAACUGACCAAAGACUUUAUUCUUGAAUAUAGUAAAUAAUAACAUGUAUUUAAAGGGUUGAUGCAUUUUUAAAAUGUAUUUGUGUUUAAUAAUUAUACGUUAGUAUGGAUUGUUGUUAUCCUUUAACUGAUGACAUUGUUAUACACUUUGUGUUCUGACAAUAAAUGAUUGAUUGAUUGACUUACCAGUAAAAUUUAAAAUUUUCUUCUUUUUUGCACUGUCAUAAAGCAUUGUUAAACCCAUCAUCUUUGUCUCAGAACUUGAUGAUUGCAUGAGGAAACCAGCUUUGCUAACAAACCAACCUACCGUGCCAACUUUGUAGCAGCAGCAUUGGGAAUACAGCAAAUUAUUGGCAGUUUAAAUUUUAACCUUUUAUUGUCCAAAAUCAGGGUCGUACCCAGGAAUUCAUUUUUGUAAUGGUAGAUAAUCCAAGGAUCAAGAGCAUUUAAUUGUAUUCUUACUUUUUUAUAAUAAGCAUUCAAAGUAUUUAUAAUAUUUGACAUUUUUCAUCUGAAUAGCAUAUUCAAAGAAUAAUAAACUAUAAUAAUGAACUUUUCGUUGAUCUAUAAUGACGUUAAUUAGAAAAUCCAAAUUUUAUAUUUUAUAACUUUACAAAAAUAGUUUUCUUUGCAAACAGUUUGUGGUAUUCAAUUAGAUAAGAUUCAUUAAAAUUUAUUAAUGCUGUUAUACAAAAAGUGUUUAAAUAAGCACAAGUAAACACAGGAGUGAAAUAAUGAAAAUUAGUAACAAUUUAUUUUAUGCACGUCACCCUUAAGCACUAACAAAUAUUCUGCCAAAUGGGAAGCUGAAAGUCCAAUGCCAAAAUGCGUUAGAUCGAAACGUAAUGUGUUCUGUUCUAUAAAAUAGUAUAUAUUUUACGAAACAUAUAUCAUACUUGUAAGAAAUCAGUCACGCAUAUGUAUACCCAUUCUACCAAUGUAUACUUGAAGAUUACACAAUUCUUAGUGUCGGAAGUAACAAUGAGAUUUUCUGAAUUUUGCAAUAAAGUUUCAGUCAGUUGGUGAGAUAAGGUUAUAGUGAACCUGAUUAUUCCCAUGUAUACCAUUAGGGGUUGUUAGUGCAGACAAUGUACGUUUAAAUACCAUGGAACUGGUGAGGCGUAGUAGGUCUAUUUCUAAAGCAUAAAUUGAGUCUGGCUUAGGGCUACUAGGAUUAAUUUGGUUUUAUUAAAAAUUAAUGACAACACUUGAUAGGAAUAUUUUAUAAUAUUGCCAAUGAAAUAUGAUAAGUUUGUGACAGAUAUAUGAUAUUUUUUAAUACAAUUACCGUAUCAUAUUUAAAAUAUGCAAUUCAUUAAUGUAUUUUUGCUAGAAUGAAAAAAUUGUCAAAUGUUAAUAUCAGUAUAUUGAUUCAUUCAUUUAGGUAGAAAAUGUACAAAUUUUUUAACAAAUACAGUUAAUUUAAAUUAUGAACUUAGUUUUAAAAUGUAUUGUGCAAAUAGUUAAUUUAACUAAGUGAUAGAUUAUCUGUAAAUUAAGUAAUUGAAAUAUUGAUUUUUUACACAUUAAAAAUAGUUAAACUUUGAGAACUCAAAUGUAGCAAUUUAAUUUAGAGACUUUGUGGACCAUUUAUUAUCAAAACAUUCCUGCAUUCUAAAGACCACUGCUUAGUUUAUUUUAACUACAUGCCAUGAAACCCUUCCUAACAAGAAUAAGGAUAAGGAUUAAAGACAAUAAUUAUAAAUGUUAUAUUUAUUCAUUUGUACUGAUUUUAUGCCAAAGCAGAACUUGUGUUUUGAUAGUUAUACAACGUGAGAAAAGUAUACAGAUCUCAAAUAAUUAUGUUUGGGGCAAUUUAUAUGUUUGUAUAUUUAAAUAAAUAACUGUGAUACAUCUUAUUUCAAACUAAGAAAAAUCACAGUAGUUCCAUUAUAAGUCCAUCAAAUAAAAUUUCUGAUCGAUAAUAGUACUAUCAUCUACAAUUUUUAAAAUGUUUAUUACAGUACCUUUUAAAUUCAUAAUUAUAAAUGAAUAAAACUGUAAUAUUCUGAGGGACGAUGUUUAAUUAUUUGGAUAGCUUUCAAAUGCAGUCAUUGGGGGCAACUUUAGUUUUUUAAAUUAAAAAAAAAAAAAAACAAA